AUGUCGACGAAGGCGCUCAUACCUGGGAACUCCCAGCGGGCUCGCUCGACGGCUUUCAACGCCUUCGAGCGCUUCGCGGUCGCGGAGGGCUUCAGCGCCAACGCCAUCUAUGAGUUUGUAGGUGGGGACUCAACGGGGGAUAUUCUGUACAUCGUUCUCGACAAAUUUGCAGUGUAUCUAGCAUUUAAGGAAAGCUCAAAGGGCUCGCUGCUGUCCAAGAACUCGGUGGCUAGCUACUUUGGCAACGUCAAAAACCACCUACUGGAGCUGUUUCCUGCUCUAAGUGCUGUGGUAGGUCGUCGGCUACAAAAGAUUGCAUCGAUCCUGGAUAAGUACUGCUCUAAGCGAGGCACAGACUUCACGCACCAGGCCCCACCAUGCACCAAAAGCGAUCUGCGCUCGCUCAGUUUGGCGAUUUUGAAGGGGGCAGCUUCUCCGCAGGACUACCAGGAUGCAGCCCUCCUCAACAUCCUGUGGUAUUUGUUGGGUCGAUCUUCAGACACUAUGUGUCUCAUGAAAACCAGGUCGCCGUUUAUCCUGGUAAGUGCAUGUGGGUGUCUGUUUAUCACCUUUAAACGAAUGAAGUCCGCAUCGUACCAAGGAGCGUCGAUAUUUCACGACCCAAACGAUUUUACCUCCUGCCCAAUUCAUGCUCUAGCGUUGGCUACAUUUAUGCAGUCGACUCCAAGCGAAUUUCUCAUGGAUCAGCUUCCCCGAGAUACACAAGAAAUCCUGCCUACUGAAAUUGGUGAAACACAUCUUCGCGAACUGCUCGAUGCGCGUACCGGCCCCCUGCCAAGCCCCAGCAAGGAACCGCCGAUCAAGAAAGCGCCUGCAAAAACGGCAAGCGUCCCUGGAAUCCACGCGUAUGUCAAUCGCGUGCUGCAGAAGUGGGCUGCCGUUUGUCAAAGUGAAGGUACGAACCUGACCCCAGGGCUGUCGUCGCAUUCGUUUCGCCGUGGAGCUGCCCAAAACGCGAAUAGUGACAGCAAAAUCAGCACUCCUUGGAUCCUUGACCGUGGAGGGUGGAGCAUGAGUGCUGUGAGCAAAGCGUUCAACUACAUAGUAGGCACGACGCAGGAAGACCAAACAGUGGGAAAAUCGUUAGCUGGAUGGGAUCUUAAAGCUACGUCGCGGCAGAGGUCCGAAAAUACAGACUUCGAUCCUCUGGUUCUGCACCGGAUUCGCCUGCUCCAAGCCAAGCUUUUCUCGGCUGCGACGGGUUUCACGGACAGACUCAGCUUGCGAGACGACGUAGUCGACGUCCUCACUGCCACCGCCAUUCUUCACUACCCAGACAGAGGAGGGCGAUGCCAAGGGACGUAUCCUGAGUUCGGGUCGGGAGGCUGA
Molecule: messenger RNA, 1350 nt
Organism: Phytophthora sojae
Lineage: Eukaryota; Oomycota; Peronosporomycetes; Peronosporales; Peronosporaceae
Exons: 3
Coding region: 1-1350 (449 amino acids)
Biological process (GO): DNA integration; DNA recombination
Molecular function (GO): DNA binding
Source: RefSeq, a predicted model, not a curated record